Molecule: messenger RNA, 593 nt
Organism: Trichomonas vaginalis G3
Lineage: Eukaryota; Parabasalia; Trichomonadida; Trichomonadidae
Product: protein of unknown function, DUF4106 family
Exons: 1
Molecular function (GO): DNA binding; hydrolase activity; ATP binding
Source: RefSeq, a predicted model, not a curated record
AUGUUAGAAAAAAAGUUUGCUGACAUUGACAAGAAAUUUGAGAAUGUUUUGAAGAAGAACAAGAAGAAAUUAGAAAAUGCUCAGAUAAAGCCUAUACAUGACAAGUUCUUAUUUGCUCAGAAUGGUAUAACAGGUCUAAUUGCACCACCUGGGUCGGGUAAGACUUUCACUUAUCUUAAAAUGGCUGCACAACAACAAGAACUAGAUGAGAAGAACCCAUUCUAUGAGUUAGUUGUCAUUUGUAGUACUUCUGGUCAAUUUGACCAAACCGUCAAUUCGUUCAAAGAUAUUAUAAAGAAGUCUAAGUUAGUAUGUAUAAAAGACUCUGAGUUGUUAGAUUGGAUAAAGAAGUACCAAAGAAGAGUUUUGAAGUAUAAUGCUAUAAAUGAGUAUAUAAAUUCUAAGUUUAAAGACCCUAAUGAGGAAAUGCAGAGAAUAUUAGAGAAGAAACACUUCAGAAACAAACAGAAAGAGAUAGAAUACAUUUCGAAGAAAUUGCAAUCUUACGAUUGGAAGACUUACCCUCACAGAUGUCUUCUUAUCUUAGAUGACUUUGCUUCUCAUCCUUUGUUAAAGAAUAGAGAACAAGAUAU